AUGGAUGAAGAGGACAAAAUUAAAAAUAUUUAUUUGAGCCUGAAAAAUAAAAACAGGAGAGAGUGGGCUGAAAUGAUGCAACAAUUGACAAAGGACCAGAAAAGAAGAUUAAUCUUUUACAUAAAGAAGAAAAAUAAAAAUUCUCUCAACAAGAUCAAUAAUAUUAAAGCUGAAAAAAAUAUCGAAAAGACCAAAACCAAAAAUAGUAUCCAACAUCGCCAACAAAUUCUAAUUGAUUACUCGAACGUAAAUUACGACUUAAAUUUAAAAAAUUAUAUAGCCAGAAUUUUGCGUAUUUAUAAAUUGAAAGAUAAUUUCGAUUUUGUGAAGGGACUCCAUUUAUACAUGAACAUCCUGUGCCAUGUUAUAUUUAAAAAAUUUUCAUUCGAAUAUAAAAAGAAAGAGGCGAUAAAUAAAAACCUUCUAAUAUUUCUAAAGAAUCUCUUCCCCUUUGAAUUUCAAAAAUUUCAAGAAAUAUAUAAUAUGAGAUGGAACAAAGACUUUAGCACAUGUAAAAAUGUUCCUCAUCAAAAUGAGAUUACCACAAAUGCGACCCCUAUGAAUGUUACCAUGGAUGAAGAGGAACCACAAAAGGGGAAACAAAUACAACCUCAUUCAAUGAGUAAUUCCCAAUAUAGGACCAACAAAAAGGAUGAACAGCAUCUGCAGGAUCAACCGCAUCUACAUGAUCAACCGCAUCUACAGGAUCAACAUCCAGCUAACAGCAACCCUUUGGAUAUAGCGAACCACAGUUAUGCCAGUAUGGAUGAAGAUACACACAAUAAUUGUACAUCUUCCCCAGGUUUUCCAACAAUUUCCUCAACGAUUAAGGAUGGAGUGUCGGUACAGAGUAUUACGAAAGAAAACACAACUAAUGAUAAAAGAAUCAUGUCAAGCAAUAAUCUGAACGUAUUAGUAAAAAAGGAGCUGGAGGAUCCAGAUUAUAACAAAUGCAAUACGAAGAAAGAAGAAAAGACAGGAGGAGGAAAUAUAGAAGAGUACAUUAAUAAAAAUGUUAAGAAAGAAUUUUCAUUUUAUGAACUUUGCAAAAAUAGAGACAUGAACAAAAUUUUAAAAAAUUUAUACGAUGAAAAAAGAUUUGAUUAUAGAAUACGAUUUAGAAGUAUUUUAUCAACAAGUUUAAAUAAUCUUGAAUAUAAAAAAUAUUGUGAUCAAAGAGAAAAAUUAUUUAAAUAUAAAAAAAAAAAUUUUAUUAAAUGGCUAGCUCAGUUUACUAAUAUCAAUUCAUUAGAUCUUUACAUUGUCAAUUUUUUUAUUUUUUUAUUUCUAGAUAGAUUAUAUUUAAUUGUUGAGACAUACAUACGACUUAACUAUUACAACGUGGUUAAAUCUCCUAUAUCGUCCAACGAAUAUUUGUUCGAUACCGUUGAUGAUUUUCAGAAUUUUACACACUUGUUAAAUUGUCUUACCAGCAUAUCCUCAUGCAAGAGUGAGAAUGGUGGAGGAACAGUUUCUUAUGACUCUAAUAAAGCAAUCGGAACAGCUGCAAUUACCAGGACAUGUACUGAUAACGAGAAGAAGACGACACCCCCAGUGGGAAAACAAGAAUCAGAAAUAUUCAAUGAGGAAUACGAUAACAUUGUGAAGGAAAAUUUACAGAAUUUUUUCCUUUCCUUAGAUUUAAUAUACAGCAUAGAUAUACAUAACUUUAAAAUAAUAAACAAAAUAAUCUUCGAAAAAUUAAUAAAAGUAGAUCUUUCCUCACAUGUAAACGAAACGAACAUUUAUAGCCUCAUUCAGUUUGAUGAAAAGAAAAACAUUAGCCCAUGGAAGACCUUCACUCAUUUCACCUUGAUGCAGAACAGGAAUUUAAAACUGCCAAAAUUUGAUUGCUUUUCCAUUUUUUUAAUUGUUCGUUUCAAAUAUUAUUUGGACGAGUUCAAACAAUAUGCCAAUAUUGACUAUAUUUACAAAACGGUAGAAGAGGAAUACUAUCAAAUUGAAAAAUAUUUGAAAUCUAAAAAUAGUAAUGAAGAAGGACAGUAUAUCGAAAUGACUAACGAAAAUUUUGCGAAUGAUGAAAACAAUGCAACUGCUACUGAACAUGGUCAUAACAACGAAAACGAAUUUGAAUAUAAUCAUUUAAUUCCACUUUAUCAGGGACUUCACAAAGAACUGAAAAAGGUAAAUGAGUACAUACGAUUCUACGGGAACCUACUAUCAUUUGUAAGCUUCAUUGAGAAGUAUUCCAAUAGUAGCCCAUCCAAAAAUAUUGUGAAGUUAGAACAAGAGGAAGAGAAGGUAGAUUAUUUUGAUCACUCCUUUUUUGUAGCUUCGGAUUUAAAGGAUAAUGUAAAGAAGGAGUAG
Messenger RNA from Plasmodium gonderi, 2328 nucleotides. RefSeq lists its product as hypothetical. NCBI's taxonomy places the organism in Eukaryota, Apicomplexa, Aconoidasida, Haemosporida, Plasmodiidae. The record is from RefSeq and is a predicted model, not a curated record. The transcript is spliced from 5 exons. Bases 1 to 2328 code for a protein of 775 amino acids.